AUGAGUCUACUAUCGUCCUCUGUCACAAACCAUGAGGUUGACAACCCGGGGGUGAUCCCUACUUCGGGAGACACAGUGCUUGCAGCUGCGGCAAUGUCCGUGUGCCGUUGGCUGAGACGCAGACCACUAGAUUCGCGGAAAGACCUUUUCGAAGUGUUCAGGGCAGCCAUGCGUUUCCGCGAAUCCACUGUGUUUCACCUGCAAUGCGUGAAAACAAACGGCGCGUACGCAUUCCGCAUGGUCAAUACACGUAUCGAGACCCCGGAGGUUUCACCGGUGACCCCGUCAACACCGGCCCUUGCGGAGCGCGAUCGACCGACCUCUACAAACUUACUGGCACGGACACACACUGGGUCUUUCGGGACAGACCGACGGACUCAAAGCACUCUCACCCGCACUCACACGUACACUCUCCACAUCUACGGACAGACACAGAGCACAACACCACCCACUCGCCUCCUCCACCGCGUCGCGCUGCCGGUCAAUCCCGAGAGCACGGGUUCUUCUCUGAUCCACCAGAAGGUGGCCCCACCCACAGAAGGCCAGGGGUCCCCGGUCCUGUCAUUCAUCACUCUGGAGCAGUUCAACGCCAUCCGCCUGGUCCAGAGCAUCCACCAAUCCCUGGCUGCACUGAGCAAAGUCAUCAGAGGGACCCAACUGCUGACUCCUGAAGUCCAGAAACUGGCCACCGCCCUGCUCAAUCAAGAGGUAAGAAAGGAGAAAGAAGACAGCGAGUAGUCAUACAUUGAAACACAUAGCAUAAGCAUUUUCACAGU
This is a messenger RNA of Notothenia coriiceps (black rockcod), 776 nucleotides long. Lineage: Eukaryota; Metazoa; Chordata; Actinopteri; Perciformes; Nototheniidae. The record is from RefSeq and is a predicted model, not a curated record.